UUCCGACCACGUUACUGGUGUUUUCACUAUUCCGCCGUUGUAGCUUGUACGAGUGCGUUAUUUUUUUGGUAGGUACCUACUUCUUUUAGUCAUAUCGCGAUUAAUGAUAUUAAUUUACAACUCUCCGCUGUUUUGAAUUUUGACGUACGGAUAAUAUAGUCGUAAACCGUUGGCGUGUUUAAAUGUUUUUACGUUUUGUAUUUAUUAGGGAAAGAGCAAGUGAUGAAUUCUAAAAACACUGGGUCUAUGGACAAAUCAGUUGUAGUUCAAGAUAAGCAAUCGAAUGAAAAUGGCACUCCAAAAACUGUUGAUAAAAAUGGAGCCAAAAGUAAAAAACGUAGAACGUAUUUACGUGACAAAAAAGCUCCAAAACCUCCACUUAGUGGAUACAUAAGAUUUUUAAAUAAUAGACGUCAACAAUUUUGUUCUCAAAAUUCCAAUUUACCAUUUUCUGAAAUAACCAAAAUACUAGCUACUGAAUGGAACCAAAUGCCAGCAGAUAAAAAAAAACCAUACCUUUUAGCCGCUGAACAAGAACGAGUAAAAUAUGUUGAAGAACUUGAGGCUUAUAAAAAGACUGAUGCAUACAGAAAUUUUAUGAAGUUAAAAUCAAACAGAGCUAAAUAUGAUAUACCUAUCAAAAAAGAACAAAAAUUAAAAGAAGAAAAAUCUUCCAAUGAUACCAAAUUYAAAAAGGAUCAAGGAUUUAAAAGAGAAAAUCCAUCUACAUCAAGUAAGUUUAAAAAGGGAAACCUAUCUAUAUCUAGUGAUAAUAAUAAAGUUCAUGACAUAACUAUAUUUACUGAAGAAUUCUUAAACUUCAAUAAAGCUAGAGAUGUUGAACUAAGGAACUUUCGUAAAAAGGUAACAGAUCAAAAACAAGAAGUAUGUGUUUUAGAAAAACAUAUUGAAAAUAUUGAAAAUUUUAGUACAAGAUUARUGGCUCACAAUGAACAACUCAAUGCUGAAUGUUCAAAGUAUGAACAGUAUUUAAUUAAAUUACGAUCUAAACUUCUGGAUGCAUUUGUUAAUGCUGAAUUCCCAGAUAACACUGCACCACCUACUUACGAGAAUAUUGACGAAUACAUCAUUAAUUAUUCCAGACAUCAAACAGCUGGUACUGAAACUGAUCCAUCCUGGAUUACAUAUUUCAAAAAAGCAUUAUCUAAUUUAGACCCUUCUCAAUGUUAAUAUAAAAUAUAUUUAAUUUUACCAAAG
Molecule: messenger RNA, 1218 nt
Organism: Diuraphis noxia (Russian wheat aphid)
Lineage: Eukaryota; Metazoa; Arthropoda; Insecta; Hemiptera; Aphididae
Product: High mobility group protein 2
Biological process (GO): regulation of gene expression
Cellular component (GO): nucleus
Source: RefSeq, a predicted model, not a curated record